Molecule: messenger RNA, 1318 nt
Organism: Frieseomelitta varia
Lineage: Eukaryota; Metazoa; Arthropoda; Insecta; Hymenoptera; Apidae
Product: odorant receptor 22c-like
Exons: 5
Coding region: 38-1282 (414 amino acids)
Biological process (GO): sensory perception of smell; detection of chemical stimulus involved in sensory perception of smell
Cellular component (GO): plasma membrane
Molecular function (GO): odorant binding; olfactory receptor activity
Source: RefSeq, a predicted model, not a curated record
GUGUCCUUAGUAUCACUCGGGGUGCACUCGAGCUCAAAUGAUGCAAAAAUUGGAAAGCGCGAAGAGCGCGUCGUGUCUCGCGACAACGGUUCACGACUACGAGGUGAACGUGAAUUUAAGCAUUCAGUGGACCCGCUGGAUUUUGAAGCCGAUCGGCGUCUGGCCGAACGCCACCGACGCCUCCUUAGCAAAGAAAUACUUUUCUCGCUUGAUAAACGCCAUUUGCUACAGCCUCAUCUUUUUCCUCUUGGUCCCAUGCAGUCUUUACUUGGUCCUCGAGGUGAAGGACGUUUACAACAGAAUCAAAUUAUUCGGCCCGUUGAGCUUCUGCGUGAUGGCGUUCCUGAAGUAUCACCUUUUGAUCCUUCACGAGGGUGACAUUCUCGAGUGCGUGAAACGCAUCGAAUGGGACUGGAAGAACAUCACGUACAUUCAGGACAGAGAGCUCAUGAUAACGUACGCGAAUUUCGGUAGAAAGCUAGUCGUUAUAUGCGCGUUCUUCAUGUACAGUGGUUUUGCCUUUUAUUACGUCGCCAUACCUAUCAGCGUCGGGAGAAUCAUCGCGGAGGAUGCCAACGUGACGUUCAUCCCCGCGGUGUUCCCCUUCUCGAGAUUCAUCGUUGAUACUCGAUACAGUCCCGUGAACGAGAUCGUGUUUUCCCUUCAAUUGAUGGCCGGCUGUCUGAUGCACAGCAUAACGUCGGCGGCUUGCAGUUUGGCUGCCGUGUUCGCCGUGCACACUUGCGGCCAGAUGGAGGUGUUGAUGAGCUGGCUGAAACACUUGAUCGACGGCCGAUCGGACAUGUACAGCAGCGUCGACAGCAGGAUCGCCAGCGUCGUGAGACAACACGUUCGUAUAUUGAAGUUUCUAGCGCUUACAGAGAAGACGCUACAACAGGUGUCUUUCGUAGAAUUCUUAGGUUGCAUGUUGAACAUCUGCCUUCUUGGUUACUACGUUAUUAUGGAAUGGAGUUCGAGUCAUUUAACCAGCGCUAUAACAUUCUUUAUAUUACUGAUAUCACUGACGUUCAACAUCUUCAUAUUUUGUUACAUAGGCGAGCUGGUAGCGGAACAGUGUAAAAAAAUUGGUGAAACAUCGUACAUGGUCGACUGGUAUCGAUUAACAGGGAGCAAGAAGCUCUGUUUCGUACUAAUAAUCUCAAUGGCCAAUUCGUCGAUUAAACUGACAGCUGGAAAUAUGGUUGAACUCUGCCUAACCACCUUCAGCGACAUUGUGAAAACAGCGGUCGCAUUUUUGAACGUCUUGCGAACGCUGACAUGAACGUCCCUUACAGUAAAAUAUAGUUUAAACAUUCCC